AUGGGAAACUUAGUAAAUAAUUUCACAGUAGUUUGUACAGAGAUAGAUGGAAUACAAAAAUGUGCUUGUGAUUUCCGAGUGAAUUUCUAUGGCUGUCCCUUCGAAAGCUUAUUAAAAAAAGCGGCUUUAGUUCUAAUUCCACUUUGUUUGUUUUCCUUGGCAUUAUCUUGCGGCAUGCUUUACUAUUAUAUCAAAGUUAGAAACCAGUCAUUCUCCCUUCCGGCGACUCGCGAUCGAGGAAUCUUGAGAUUUCGACCCUUUCAAACAUUUCAUUUGUACUGCGUAGCUUAUAUCCUCUUUGAAACCAUUCAUCUUAUUAUGCUGGUUACCGAUUCUUAUAGAAGCCUGGUAAUUGCGGAAAUCGGAUUUGCCGCGAUGCACACGUUCGCAUCUGCAAUCGGCAUGCUAUACCCUAUAAGCGUUGUUUAUUCCACACCGACCUCAAUACACAUGAAAUAUAAAAGCGAACUGACAAAUCCACGUUUGCUCGACAUUUUAGGAUUUGGAAUGAUUGGUUACUCGUUCAUAUGUUUCAACACCUUCGCUGUAUUAACUGGUAUUGCGGGAGAAAAUAUGGAUAUAGAGAAAGCGGAUAAAUAUUUCGCUUUAAAUUCGUUCUUUUGGGUCGCAUGGACGUCCAUAUUUACAUGUUACUUGGUUUUCACAUGGUUGAAGUUACGCAGGAUCAUUCAUCGACACAUUAAAAGUCUCGAGUUGCAAAAGGUCGUCGGGGACACGGUAAGUCAACAAAUCAUUAACAUGAGGAAAGCUUCAAGAAACGUCAACGUGCCGGUCGUCAUUAUGACCAUCUGUUGUCUCAUGAUCAUCACCUCCAACAUCGCCGUAGCCAUUUCAUACCGAACGGUGGCGAUAUUCGAAAAAUUUUCAUCUAUUAGUAUCUUUGCUGCUUGCAAGCUCAAAUUUUAUGCUAAAGCGACGAUUACUGGAUGCCUUUCAAAUGGUGAGAUCGUUUGUUUUAAUACCAAUGAAACAAAUAAUACAAGUAAUACUUAUGUUGAUAAUAGCAAUAAUAGGGAAAGUAGUUUGUGUACAAAUAAUAACUUGGUUAUUAGUACCAGUGAUAAUAGAGAUCAAAUUCCAAGUUAUGAAAACAUUUCAAGGUAUCCUAUUGCUAUCCAUUGCACUGAAGAAACAAUUACAGAAAUACAAUAA
Funneliformis caledonium is the source of this 1173-nucleotide messenger RNA. NCBI's taxonomy places the organism in Eukaryota, Fungi, Glomeromycota, Glomeromycetes, Glomerales, Glomeraceae. The record is from the annotation of a GenBank genome assembly.